GAGAAUUUAGACGUCAGCCAAGCACCCCCAAGAUCAGAGGUCGUCAUUCACUUAGGGCGCAACACUCUUCGGACAAAGGUCUUUCAGAGUUCAGACUUAACGUAGCCUGAAGCUUUAGGUAUAGCGCCAUGUGCAUCAGCGACUCAUGGCCCUGUACCGCCUGUCCCGUCGUUGCUUCCCAAUCCCAUGUAUCCGUACACUGUUCCGUCCCACGUGGUGUCAGGUGAUUUUUGCAAUACAGCCAACGCAGUGUGUCAAGCCAGCAGAUAGAGUGCGACGAAGAGCUUCGCAACUCUUCUCCGCUGUCAGGAUGAACAGAGCAGCGGGUUCAAAAGUCCGUUUCGCAAGAAGCACAGACAUCCAAGCAGCAGUACUGAGUGGCCACACCAGCCAUGGGAUCAUCCACCCACCUAAGGCAGGACCUUCCAAGGCCAAUUCUCCAGAGGACGAAAGGGAAGUCACGGAUAGAUGUCACAGAGAAGAAAAGCGCACAUUUCAUGGAUGGUUGACAAUCACCGUGCAGGCUACACUUGAACCACCCGAAGCAUGGAAGGAGCCUGCAAACCGGACUGUACAUUUUUUUUGGAAUUUCCUUUUUGAUAACAAAAUCCAUGCAAUGACUGUGAUAUGGCCCGCUUUGUAGGACCUCGCCUUUUGUUCAGCAGAGACUUCAACUGC
Messenger RNA from Exophiala viscosa, 678 nucleotides. RefSeq lists its product as uncharacterized. The coding region runs from base 146 to 643 and encodes 165 amino acids. NCBI's taxonomy places the organism in Eukaryota, Fungi, Ascomycota, Eurotiomycetes, Chaetothyriales, Herpotrichiellaceae. The transcript has 3 exons. The record is from RefSeq and is a predicted model, not a curated record.